Medicago truncatula (barrel medic) is the source of this 1648-nucleotide messenger RNA. RefSeq names its product putative F-box/FBD/LRR-repeat protein At1g16940. The record is from RefSeq and is a predicted model, not a curated record. Lineage: Eukaryota; Viridiplantae; Streptophyta; Magnoliopsida; Fabales; Fabaceae. The transcript is spliced from 3 exons. Gene Ontology annotation, molecular function: protein binding. The coding region runs from base 104 to 1648 and encodes 514 amino acids.
UAAUAACAAAAAAGGAAUAAAGAUCUCUCGAAAAAAAAAAAAAGGAAUAGAGAAACGAUCAAAAACUGGAUUAUACAGCGUGAAACCCUAAAAACUGAAAGUGAUGGUUCCAAAACCCAAAUUCAAUCGGGGCUCUGCCGUGGAAGUGAGUAUCGAGCCAGGUUCAUGGUUCCCCGGUACUGUCGUUAGGUGGGCCUCCCAAGACAAACUAUUAGUCGAGUUCGGUGACUUGGAUGUGAAGAAGCCAAUAGUUGUCCAUCUUCACCAACUCCGACCAGUGCCUACACCGGAGAGCGAUGAUUGGCAUUUGAGGACCGGCGACAAGGUAGAAGCCUUCUGGAAACAGCGGUGGUGGGAGGGAUAUGUCAGCAAGGAUUUAGGGAAUGGAAGGUUUCGUGUGUAUUUUACUGAGUCGAAGGAGAUGGUAUUCUCAAAGAGGAAGUUAAGGGUUCGUCGCCAAUGGAUCAAUGACAAGUGGGUUCCCCCAAUCAUAUACCAACAACUCAAAAACUAUAAGGAACUUUUUAGGGAAUUGAAGAUGCCAAGGUGGGAAACUAGAUUGGAAAAUAGAAGAAAUUGGAUUAGUGAGUUGCCCGACUGCAUACUGCUCCAUAUAAUGAGUUUUCUUGAAGCACGAGACGUUGUUCGAACUUGCAUCUUGUCUAAGCGAUGGAAGGAUCUUUGCAAACGUGUCACUACUCUCAAAUAUAUUCUGCCGUCUGCUCAAACUCUUGAUAGCUUUAAGUCUUGGAUUUUUUCUUGUAGAGAUCACUCUUGUUCCCUAUUUAAUCUUACUAUUAGUACAAGGAUUCAACAAGGUGAAGAAGCCCUAUACCCACUCAUAGAAUAUGCUCUUUUUCACAAUGUUCAGCACUUGAAAAUUAAUAUAAACCCAAGCUUUAGACCCAAAUCUGAUUUACUCCCUUUAAUCUCAGUCUCUCACUCUUUGACAUUUCUCAAGCUUUCAUAUGGUCGGAAUUUCGGGGUUGCAGUGUGUCCAAAAUCUCUACGCUUGCCUGCAUUAAGAACUUUGUAUCUCAAAUAUGUCAACUUUGUUGCAACACACCAUCACUAUGCUGACCCUUUUUCAAACUGUCAUGAGUUAAAUAAUUUGGUACUUAGGGAUUGUUCUUUGAUUCAGGAUGCAAAAGUCCUUUGCAUAUCUAAUAAUGCACUUUCCAGUUUAACUAUAUCUUCUGUUGCAGCUCAGCAAUUUUCACUUUCUACUCCAAAUCUUAAGUCUUUUACUUUCUUGGGUAGUUUUGUUUUUCAUAGGCUCUUAUCCUCAACAUGCAAUCUUUCUUUUCUUCAACAAGUAAAUAUUGAUGGCCUCUCCUACAUCCACAAGGAAGCUUCAACCUUCUUAAGAUGGCUGCAAGUGCUUGCCAACGUAAAGAUUUUGAAAAUUGGUUAUUCUCUCAUUCAAACAAUACAAAAUGACCUCCUUGCAAAUCUUAUUUCAAAGAAAGUGCAACCUCCACACUUUGCUAGAUUGGAGUCAUUGACAGUGGUGAAGUCUAUCCGUCAAUCAGGAAGUGUACCUGAUGAGGAUAUAAUCAAAGUAGUGCAACAAUCGCUUCAAAACACUACUCCAAUGCCUAAAGUUGAUAUCAGAAGAUAUAAUAAAUUUAUGGAAAAUCUUAACUAG